AAGUCAUCAACGAGACUUAUCUUUACAGCUGAUGACUUAACUGAGAAACCAGAAUUGUUAUUAUUAGAUUCGCCCCUCUCUGGAAGGUGACACCAUUUCCUUCACAGAACUGAUUGAUGACUGUUGCUUAUUCAGUUUCCUCCUUUUGUGUCGUAACAUCAAUUAUCUUUGCUAUAUAAAAUCUUGACAAAAAGCAUCAUGGCGUUCACAAUGAUGUAUCCAUUCCUUGUGUCUGAUAUCUACGCAUCUCCUUCUUUCAGCGGAAAACUGCCCUACAUUCUCGAUAUGUCAGAUUUCUUCUCCGACCAGGCCAAACGGGCCCUCGAAGGAGACGACGAGAUGGCCCACCAUCUCUUUAGCGAUAUAGCAUCUUCAACUACGUGCCAACAACCUCACACAACGGUCCUAACAACAGGCUACACAUUGAACGUGCCGGCUGCUGCCGCUGCUCCGGGAUACUACGGGCAUGGGUACUAUCACAGUAACCAUCCCCAAUACACGGAGGACGGAGCAUACGGCGCAGCGAACACUACAUCAAUGAUGGGUUAUCAACCCCACCACAAUGGUCCCGUCUCUGGUCCGGCGAUGGGCCAAGGAUAUGCCACCAGCGAGUCACCAGUGGGAUACUCAUCGCCCAUGUCUCAAAUCACGUCUCCAAUAGCUUCUACUUCGCCUUCUUCUUAUCACGCACACCAUCGUCACCAUCAGCGGCGACAAUCUUCGCGGGCUUUGACGCAUCGAUCUGAAUCGCCCGAUGCGGGCGAUCUGGCCGACUACGGGGUUCGCAACCCCGAUGGCACGUGGCGUUGUGCCCAUCCCGGCUGCUCGUCAAAAACGGUAUUCACGCGUGCCUGUGAUUUGAGGAAGCACUAUAAUCGACAUAAAAAAUACCUCUUUUGUCGAUUCGAGGGUUGCCCCCAAGCUACCGAUGGUGGAUUUUCUAGCAAAAAGGACCGAGCCCGGCACGAAGCUAAACACAACCCACAGAUUACAUGCGAAUGGAAUGGGUGUGACCGCGUGUUCAGCCGGGUCGACAAUAUGAAAGACCAUGUACGGCGGAUUCACCACCGGGGGAGUCGAUGAUGAUGAUGGCAUCGAUGGAUAGGAUCUGAUUUGACGACUCGUGUUUUUUGAGAGAGCAUUGCUUGGAGUUCAUCUGUUGCAUUUCGCUAGCACCACUCUUUGUUGCUAUUCGCACAAUACCAUCCUGCUAUGUAUUAUUAGUUACCAUAUUAUUAUUAUUAUUUUCCGGGAGAAUUGAACACGCUUAUUGAUUGAUUGACGGACUUACUGAUGCUCUUGUAACCUGUUUAGCGUCUGAGACAGCGGUUUCAAAAGCACCCCACAGUUAUAACACCAUCAUGAGAGACAGUAAUCUACGAGGUGUUCAGCCUUCUGACCAUUAUUGGGAACAUCACAGAUUCCUGGCCUGCGG
Talaromyces proteolyticus is the source of this 1435-nucleotide messenger RNA. RefSeq lists its product as uncharacterized. The record is from RefSeq and is a predicted model, not a curated record. NCBI's taxonomy places the organism in Eukaryota, Fungi, Ascomycota, Eurotiomycetes, Eurotiales, Trichocomaceae. Bases 199 to 1083 code for a protein of 294 amino acids. Gene Ontology annotation, biological process: regulation of transcription by RNA polymerase II. The transcript has a single exon. Gene Ontology annotation, cellular component: nucleus.